Messenger RNA from Ylistrum balloti, 5478 nucleotides. Its product is annotated as matrix metallopeptidase-21-like. Gene Ontology annotation, molecular function: metalloendopeptidase activity; zinc ion binding. NCBI's taxonomy places the organism in Eukaryota, Metazoa, Mollusca, Bivalvia, Pectinida, Pectinidae. Gene Ontology annotation, biological process: proteolysis; collagen catabolic process; extracellular matrix organization. The transcript has 7 exons. Bases 1055 to 3133 code for a protein of 692 amino acids. The record is from RefSeq and is a predicted model, not a curated record. Gene Ontology annotation, cellular component: extracellular matrix.
UCUCGUAGGAUAAACAGAUCGACUUACCCUCGUUUAACGUGAGAAGACUUUCUCCUCUGAUUAACAUGUGGUUUCAACAGCUAAAAUUUCUUGGUUACUUAUGGAGAAAACCUAAUGAAUAACGGAUUUUAUUUCUGCAUUGACUUAGCAGUUAGCCAUCCAUUUGUCUACUUGGCUAAAGGCCGAGGGGCUACAACAGUACUGGAGGGUGUAAAGGAGGGCGACCACUGUAUAUACCUACACGCCACGCGCCUUAAACAUUAUGGAUAUAAGGCCUUGUUAUGACAAUGGCGAGAGUAGAGUCAUUAAAACAAAAGUUAGAUGUACAGAGGACAAGACCAAGGCUUCAUUCGAAGGUUGUUUCUUAUUUCCAAAUUCUGUAAAGGAUUAUACUACGAAGGUGUAUCCGAAUUAUUCGAAGGAGAUAUAUUUGCUUCUUUCCAAACAUUAGGAACAGCGGAUCGGAGGACAAGAUGUUAGUGUUUAUGCUACAGGAAGAAGGCAGUGACAGUUUCACCUAGUCCACGACUUGACCAAGGAAAAUGAUUAUAGUGCAAUUGGAUUUAUUAUUUACGACCGACAAAUGGAAAUAAUUCUAUAGUGGAUAUAUACUUGGAUGAUUAGACAACGGGUUUAACUUAACUACAUUGAUACCCACGUGGUCACUUUGACUGUAUCCUGUCGUGUACAUAGCCAGCUACUGAAUGGUGUUUCACCACCCCUACCUGGAGCGGGGAAAGGAGAGGAGGUGGUAAUUUCAACAUUCAAUAUUUAUGUUUUCUUGAGAGAGAGAAACAAAACGUGUUUUAAAUUCAGUUUGGAAAUAGCACUUAUUCCAAAUUAUUUGCUAAUCUGCACUGUGAAUUUGAUUGAUUCAGGGGGAUACCGUCCAAACUCCCCAUCCACAUGGCAAGCAGUAACUACUGCACGCGAUAUGUCGCGGGUAUUAUGGCGUCGCCUUAAUAGCGGAGUGUGUUGCGUAUCGUAUUUGUGACAGGAUUACUGAUCGGGUACAGUGGCUGGUCACGGCCUUCAGAAUUCAUACGGGAUCGGGAUGAUGGCGAGUGUGCUGUUACUACAAACUUUAACCGUUCUACAUAUCAUAUUACUGUCAAACCGGGUAGGGGCGGAGAGGUUCUUCCAAUAUCGGGAUCAUCGGGAUCAGGGCAAUUUCAUACGUCUAAGAAAAAAUACCAAUAUGGUGAGGAACGUUUUAGAAGCUGAGAUGCAGCUGGAAAAGUAUGGAUAUUUACGAUGCAAAGUGAGACGAAAACGCCGUUCAUUGGACUUGAACCUAGUGGAGAAUCAACCCUCUCAACAUUCCCUUCACUCAAUGGUGGAAGAGGAAGUUCCUGAGUGUAGUGACAUAGAAGUUCAAAAUGCAAUACGGCAUUAUCAGAAAACAUAUAAAUUACCAGAAACGGGUGUUGUGGACGAAGAGACUCGACGGCUCAUGAGCACGUCACGGUGUGGUAACGCGGACAACGAAAAAGAUAGACAAAAGCAGCGAGAGGCUGCGGCAGCUGCAGCUCAGGCUGAGACAGAAGCAGAAAAUCUUAAACAAGUAUUAAAUAGUAAUGAACAUUUCCAAACAAUAGCAAAAGCGAGAAAUAAAGGUAGCCGUCGACCGUGGAAGCGGUCAGCGAAAAGUACAUUGUUAAUGAAAGCUUUAACUGGUGAUAUUAAUAAUAGAGUAAUAGGUAGAUCAAGAACUAAGUACAUUCAAGAUUUUAAAACUAAAUUAAAAGAAGAUACUAAAAAACUAUUGCUAAAUCCAGAAAGGCAGAAAAGAGAUACAAGUGUCGUUUCAAUGGUAACGAACGCUAGCAUAUGGGAUGGACAAAAGUUCACAAAACACGAUAUCGCUUGGAGAUUACUUGAAACGGGAUUUAGCACAAGAAUUCCUGUGGAAGAACAAAGAGCUAGUCUAAAUUUAGCGUUUAGGAUGUGGAGUGAAGUUAUUCCUGUUCGAUUCGAGGAAACAAAUUCUGGAGAUAUAAGAGAUGUGGAUAUAGAAAUUGCCUUCGGAAGAGGUUCACAUCAGAACUGCGGUCGAAGGUUUGACGGCCAUGGUGGAGAGAUCGCCCAUUCUGUGAUUGGUGGAAACGUCCAUUUUGACGACGAAGAGGACUACAAGUCUAUAGAAUCCAUCAAUAUGGAGAAGGAUGGCAUCUAUCUUCUCCGGGUGGCGGUGCACGAGAUCGGUCACGUGCUCGGACUGACCCACACAGACAAGCCAUAUUCUAUUAUGUACGCAAUCUAUCAAUCCGUCUCCUCCGAUAAGGAGUUCGAGUUGGGUUGGGAGGACAGGAAACAAAUACAGACGCUUUACGGUGUUUGUAAGGGCCGGUUCAGUGCGGUGUUCGACUGGGUACGGAAGCGACCAGACAACCAGUUCAUCUUCAACACAUACUUUUUCCGUGAAAACCACUACUGGAUGUACGAGAAUCAUGCCAACCGCACGCGUUACGGCGACCCCCUGUACAUUGCACGUGAGUGGAAGGGUGUUCCCGAUGACGUCGACGCCUACAUCCAUGUCUGGUACUUCGCUGGCAACGUCAUCAUAGAUGAUGCUUACUUCUUUAAAGGCGAGAAUUACUACAAGUACAACAGUGAGGCUGACUUGGUGUACGAUGGCUGGCCGCGACUAAUCCGAGAUGACUUUGGACCCAAACCAGGCGAGGAGGGAGUUGAAGGCGUUCCGGAUCAUUUGGAUUCGGUUUUCUUCGAUAUGAGGGAUAGGAAUAUCUAUUUCUUCAAAGGCGAGUGGGUUUAUGUGUUCGAUCCAAAGGAACCUAUGGAAACCCGUGGCUGUUGCAUCCGGAAACGGACGUUUGUAGAAGAAUUCCCGACCAUUGAAGGAGACGAACCUUUGACAGGAAAUGUGGACGCUGUGUAUUACUCCUACAAAAACAAAACAGUAUAUUUCAUCAAGGACGAACAUGUUUGGCAAAAUUAUCUAUUUCAUCCCAGACAGAAAAAGCAAAUUAGAAACGCUAUAAAAUACGUUGGCAAAUGGUAUGAGAUGUGGUUCGACAUUUGCGAUGUACGCAAAAUGCACGACGAACCCUUCGAGAUAAAGAGUGACAUUGUGCCUGCGCCGGAACCCGAUGACCAAGAAUUUGGUACGUGAUCAAAACUUACCAAUCACUGGAGAAAAAAAACUAAAUAUGGGAGCAAAUCAUGAUCAGUAAUAACAAAUACUGAAACGUGCGCUGGUCACGUGAUAAACGUUGGACACGACAGGAAAUGAUAAAUCGCUGGUGACCCGUAUGAGCAGCGUUAUAUCUACUUAAUGAAAACUAUUUCCGGUACACAGUUUUUAAAAUACGACAUUCGGGUAGUAGCAUUAGCAAAUGACAGAAGCUUGUCAUCUCCGUACACGGAUAUUACAUGCAAAGUAGAUGCUCGUUUCUUUUAUGACGUCACCGUCGAUACAAGUAAUCUUGUGAUGUAAUCAUUUUAAUAUUGUGUUAAUUGACAAAUCUAACACGUGCUGACAAAAGAUGAAAUUUCUUUAAUCAAUCAAAGGAUACAAUUUAUCCAUUGCGUCUAGUAGACCUAUUUAAUGUAAAGUAAGUACAUUCCCUGUUCACCGAGGCGAUGAAAACCUUCCUUCAUUGACUACAAAGGCGUGACCACCAUCAAUAUUUACUAUUACCAUGUGUACACUGUCUCACAGACGCCUAUAUGUUGUACACACCCCGAACAGCUUUCGUAGGACAUUACCGCGGUGAGUGAUGAACACCGAGAUACGGUGAAUCUUAUAGAUAGGUUGUGCCAUACUUUCAGUAGUUCGGGCUUCAUCUGACACUUUCACUACAUUUGUGGUAAUGUUAUUUGUUUCAAAGAUGUCUUUGCUGCAUAUGCGCACUCCAUUGUAGUAGUUAUGAGAGGAAGUGAUGAGUUGUUAUGGUACAGAUUUAUGCGUGUGAACCACGCACUGUUAAAGGAAACCUCGACAUGUACAUAUACAUAUAUAUAUUUAUAUCUGCGGUUCAUUUUGAAGUCAUUUGAUGCUGUGAUAAUGCUAUUUUGUACAAAUAGUAGGAUAGUUAUUUAUUCAUUAAAACUGAUGUCCAAGAAAAGUACGAUCUACUUGCAUUGAUAACGUGUUUGCUACUCUUCAAUUAUUUAAUUUCGUUGAUACUAAUUAUCAGUUCCGUUGUGUAACUAAUAUCCCAUAUCCUUUGUAAUUUAUUUAUUUGAUAAGGUUUUAAUGAAUAACAAUACAUCUUUAUAUAUACACUGUAAAACUCUUAAGAUUAGGUAAAUAUUAGUAAGUGACGUAUUGUUCAUAGUGCUUGGUUUAAAAAUUGAGGAAGAUGUAAUGGAUUUGGAGACGGAAAGAACUCUUUAAUUUUCCAACUUCAAAAUGAUGAUAUAUUUUGGUACAUUACUGCUGCAGUUGGGAUGUCAUGGUUCAUUUUUUGUAUACCAUUUUCAGCUCUUCUUUAUCUUAUGAGCGACUGAUGUUUAAUGUAACUUAUCAUCAUACUACUUGCGAAUUGAACAAUAUAGAGGUACCUAUCUGUCUCGAGUCAAAAGAUAUUACUCAAACCUACUACGUCAUGUUUUAUUUAUAUGGCGCUGAUAAAAGUGUGUACAUUGCUAUGAGCAUUACAAUUGUACGUCAUCGACAUAUGCCACAUUAAAUUCAGUGUAGACAUGAUGUAUCGUAUUUCGUUGUAAUAUGUUUAGAACAAUGUUAGAUCACGGAAUUAUUUGUGUCCAUUCUAAGUGACACAUUUGAACAUACAUUUUGUGCAAUAAGGGACGGUACACCAUUUUCAAUGAUACAGCUUAUUUAUGUCAUUCUGAUCAUUACAUAUAAUUAUAGUGACACGCAGUAUUGUGUUUCGGAAUGUGUCAUUAGUACACUGCAAAGUGUAUCAUGAUCACUAGAUGGAUACAUUACAUCACAUCCGGUACGUCACAUCCGUGACACUUGUAUCGUUGUUAAUCUGUUAUAAAUUCAUGCCGUUUUUAUGUCGAUGUAAUUAUUUUAUUAACUCAUCAUCUUUGUCAUUUUUGUGUGUUAAUCGCCAGUAUUGAGUCAUGCUCUGGAUUAUAAGAUGUAAAAAUUCCAGACAUCACGUUAUGUUUUGAGAUUUUAAUUUGGUUAUGUGUAUAUUUUUACGUAUUUUAUUUAUACCACAUCAUUUAUCAUCGAUUAAAUGUCAGAAACGGAUGACCUUGUCGUCUGUUUUCAUCAAAUCCAUCGUCAUCGUUGACAUUUUUAUUGUUAAAUAUCGAGACAUUAAUCCAUACUCAUGCGUUCAUUGCAUCUUGCACUGGUUAAAGAGAUUGUCUUCGACCGGAACCUCGCUCUGAUGCCCGUUACCAAGGUGUUUCACUUGGUUGUCAUCGUAUCUAUGAUGGUGUCACUGGCACGUGUCGCCACAUCUGCACGUGCAAUACGUGGUUCAGCUUUGGAGUCAGUAAUGAAACAACAAAUAAAAACUGAACUCAGAAAAA